AUGGCCGUUCCGUAUUGGUUCUGCUUUAUUUUGUCACUGGGAUUUAUAUAUUGCUACGAAAAUCUGAGCAGAAGAUCGACAACAACUCUAUCACAGAGCUCGACCCACGAUGAUCGAUUUGCAUAUUAUGCCAAUGAUAAUGACUUGCGGACAAAAUAUGCCCGGUGUGCCCACACUGAUGCAAACAAACAUAUAGCCUGGUUUCAAGUGGAUCUUGGAAAAGAAUUUAGUAUAAAAAACGUUAAAGUAUAUUAUAGAAAAGAAGAAGCAAAGUAUAAUUGGUUACAAUACAGAUUUAAACAUUUUUAUCUGGACGUCUCUAACUCAUCAGCUACAAUGACUAACACGUCAGAGAGAACUCGAUGUUAUACCGACCGAUCCACGGGAUUACCUGACUAUAUAAUAGACAUUCCAUGUAAACAAACGGCAAGAUACGUCAUUGUAGAAACAACAUAUGAUGCUCCUGAAGAUGAUCCUGUAACUGGAGCCUUCUUGGAAAUUUGUGAAAUACAGGUUAACGGAUGCGAGAUUGGCAAGUAUGGUGAUGGAUGUCGAGAUUGCAGUGGAUGUCGAACAUGUGACGUCAUUAGCGGUGUCUGCCCAUCGGUACCCUGCAGUGUUAAUUGCAUCAGUGGAUUAUGUGAUUCCACGACUGGAUAUUGUACCCAAGGCUGUGUUAACGGAUCCUGGGGAAAAACGUGUACAUCAAUCUGUCCACAAAACUGUCAAGAUGGAAGUUGUGAUAGGACCAGUGGUUACUGUAACGGCUGUAGUAAUAACUACUGGGGACAAACGUGUAACACUUCUUGUCCACAAAACUGUAACAGGGGUGUGUGUGAUCGAACGAAUGGAUCUUGUUAUAAUGGCUGUACACAAGGACGGUAUGGAUUGCAAUGUGAAAAUACUUGUAACGCAAAAUGUUCGGGGAACGCUUGUAUACAGAACAGCGGAGUAUGUACGAACGGAUGUUCUGAUUUUUAUUAUGGAGAUACAUGUGAGUACGAGUGUAGUCCUUACUGUAGUCCCAGACGUUGUGACAGAUAUAACGGUACAUGUACUGGAUGUAGCAGCGGCUAUUCUGGUUCGUCUUGCCGAGACAACUGUAGCGUAAACUGUGCUGAGGGAACGUGUGAUCAACAGACGGGAAAAUGUCACGGAGGAUGUAAACCAAACUGGACCGGGGACCAAUGUGACAAGUGCAGCUCAGAUCAUUAUGGUCAGUCAUGUGAUCAACGAUGUAGCUCACAUUGUGUAAAUGGAAUCUGCUUUUCAAACAACGGGACGUGCGUGGGUGGAUGUACUGGUGCAUUAAGUAAUGACAAGUGUACCCAAGAAAAUGUGCAACCCUUUACCACUGAAUGUGACAACAGCAUGGUCAUCGUCAGUAUUGUAAUGUCUGUUGUCAUUGUUCUCACAGGAAGUGUCGUAAACUUCCUGUUGUGGAGGAGAAACCAGUCCCAGAAUGUAAAAAGAAGAUUAAAAGAAAAAUCUAAUAGCCACACUACAGUGCACGGACUUUCAGACAUACCAAACAGCGAAAACCAGGUUAUAUCCUCUUAUGCAGAACUCGGAUACCUCGACAGACCGAACACAUACGAAGCCCUCCACCAAUAUGCCAACGCUGUUUAAAAGAAUGAGACCUGGAUUUGUAUGCUUAUAGAUCAAAAUAAAACUGUAUACUAGUAUUUGAACACUCUCAUCGAAGACAAUGACAGGUGCUACUGCAUCACAUGUGAAUAUUAUGUUAUAGAAACAUGUUUGGCUUUGAAUACAUUCUACGGAAACUCAAAAUCCAAUAACAAUACUCAUGUUUGCUUCAUUUGCAUACCACUAAGAUAUUACCACAACAUUUUAUGAAUCAAUUUAGCUUCUUCAAUGCAAAUUGUUUUAUAAGCAUUGACGGUUGUUUUUUUUUUUAAUGCGUGUGGGAAACAUCUGAUAGACAAAGGCUCUAUUGUCCGCUUUCAGAUUGCCAGUUCGCUCUGAUAGGGCCCAGGAGUACCCCAAGUUCCAUGAUCUGGGGUAAAGCUAAUGUAAUCUUGAAGUACACAUUCUGCAUUUAAUUUGGGAAGAAUUGUUUGUGUUUUUAAACUUCAUCCAAUCAUGUUUAGUAUUUUUCAUAGACAGUCUUGUGUGACGUACGUUUUUGUUAUGUUUUCUCUGAACUUCCUCGGUAUACAUGAUGUAGCACUUAUAAGUUUGAAAUCUUUCGAACUGCAUCUGCUGAUUUUAAUAUGAAUCAUUUUAAGUUCCGCUGCGAUUUUAACUGGAUACAUUUAAUACUGAUUCCGUAAAAAAUGACAUUUCAGAUAAUUAUAACUUUUUUUUUUUUGAAAAAAUUAAAGUGUUCUUAAACAAGCUGUAGUAUUAUUAAGGAUGUUUAAAGGAAUGUUCAAAUUAAUUUUUUCCUUUGAGUUUCCGAUUUUAAAUAAAAUAUUCCCUAAUAUUUUU
Ostrea edulis (European flat oyster) is the source of this 2451-nucleotide messenger RNA. RefSeq names its product multiple epidermal growth factor-like domains protein 6. The transcript is spliced from 11 exons. Bases 1 to 1629 code for a protein of 542 amino acids. Gene Ontology annotation, molecular function: scavenger receptor activity. The record is from RefSeq and is a predicted model, not a curated record. Lineage: Eukaryota; Metazoa; Mollusca; Bivalvia; Ostreida; Ostreidae.